Messenger RNA from Caenorhabditis remanei, 2844 nucleotides. RefSeq lists its product as uncharacterized. The transcript has 20 exons. Gene Ontology annotation, biological process: nuclear migration; establishment of mitotic spindle orientation. Gene Ontology annotation, cellular component: microtubule associated complex; axon; kinetochore. The coding region runs from base 1 to 2844 and encodes 947 amino acids. NCBI's taxonomy places the organism in Eukaryota, Metazoa, Nematoda, Chromadorea, Rhabditida, Rhabditidae. The record is from RefSeq and is a predicted model, not a curated record.
AUGAACAAAUCGCACUUGGGAACGGCGGACAAUCCUCAAGAAGAUGUGGUCACGGCACAUGAUAUCGGUCGUCUUGUGGAUGUAGUGAAUGUUGGAAAAGGAUUUCUUCGAUAUGUUGGUCCGAUCCAUGGGAAGGAAGGAUUGUUCUGUGGAAUAGAACUAUUGGAACCAAAUGGAAAACACGAUGGAUCAUUUCAAGGUGUUUCAUAUUUUAUUGCCACUCCCCAACAUGGAAUUUUCGCACCAUUAUUUCGAGUAACAUUAGAUGCAGAUGAACGUCCAAAACCUCCUCCAAUACCGCCAACCAACCGUCUCUCUCGAUCCGCUCUUCCGGCUCUUCAAUUACGCAAUCCGCUUACCCAGGAGCGUAAACCGGAAGAAGAUGUGAUGUCCACUUCGGUUUAUGUUUCAUCUACUAAACCAAUCGCAAUUCCAACAAAAAAUUGUCGUCCGCCGGAGACUGAUCCAAUGCAAAUGUCCAUGUUUUCGGAUAUGAUGGACGGUUCGAUGUUUUCGAACGGGUCCUGGAGCGAUAUUGGAGAUUCAAUGAUCACUUCGAAUUGUACUUUCACAGUGAGGAAGGGGCCUUUGAUCUCGAAUGAUGAUGACGAUCUUAUGAGUAUGCCAAUGGUUCAGUCAGUUUUCAAUAUUGAUAGAGAAGCACUGAGGAGGGAAGAGCAGUUGCAAUCGUCUAUAGUGCUCGGCGAGUCGCGAAUCGGCGUUGAGCAUCUUCCGAUAAUAGAAGACGAGGAACUCGAAACGCCACUCGUCGAGACGAGAACACUGCCAAUUCCGAACGAUGUAAAUGCUAAUUUAUCAAAGACAACCACCAACAACACGACAUACAUCGAACCGCCCGUCUUAGAGACUCCGAAAGUGGAAAUCCACCAAAAUGGAAACAUGGACAACGAAGACACAGAAGCCACCGCCAUCACUCCUCCGUCACAACAAUUUCCGUCGUCGGGUGGCUCAAUGGUAUCCCAGGAGAGCGAUUCGGGUUCCAGAAAAGAGGACACAAAAAGUGACAAGCCUUCUGGUCAACACAAACAGCCGCCCAAAAUGGAGGAGAAGGUAGUGUCGAGGAAGAAAGAAGAGGCUCCGAUGCCACCACCCCCACCGAAAUUUCCAGUCAAAGCGAAGGCUCCGAGUAAGCAUCAAUUAAUGAUGGAGGCGCUGAAGGCGUCCAUCGAAGCAGAAAAGAAUAAGCCAAAGAAGGAAGUGAAAAGUAGAGUUUCAUUACUUCCACCACCAGCACCAAAAGCUCAAAAAGAGAAUAAAGAAGGCGGAGGAGAAAUGACUGAAACUCCACGAAGAACUAUCACAAAAACUCCGCUGAAAACUGUGAAUGCAAAGGCAAAAACAUCGCCAGCUCCACCAGUUGAAAGACCAAAAAAAGAGAGAAAACCAUUGUAUACACCUCCAGCUCCCAAAGAACGAGUAGAGAAAGAAAAGAAGCUUCCACCAAAAGCAAUUGUGUCCCCUCCAUCAACAGGAGACAAAAAACCAGUGGUAUCUUCUAUUCCAUCCACUUCAUCUUCUUUGAAAGGAGCAUUCCCAACGUCUUCAUUUGCUGGUGGAGGAAAGAUUCAAGCUCCACGGAAAGCUUCGACGGCUUCUUCGAUUGCUUCUGCCAAAAAACAGAAGGUUCCACCAAUAGACGAGAAAGAAAAACUAGCCCGUCUCCAUGCGUCCAAUCAAGCGUUCGAUGCUCUAAUUAUUGUGAUGAACCAAACAAAUGAGGAGAAGGAGCGGAAAUUAGGAAGUAUUAGUGAACAAUAUGAAAAGAAGACGUCCGAGCUCGGGGAUCUGAAGAAAAUGCUAGACGAGGCGAGGAAGAAGUUCGAGGAAGAUGUGGAGCAGAUGAAGAGCAAUAAUCAACAAGUUAUUCGAAAUCAUGCAAACACUGUCGAGAAUAUGCAGAAGACCCACGAAGCACAGACAGCCGAAAAGAAUAAAGAAUUCGAACGAAAUCUUGAAGAUGAGCGUGCUCGUCGUGAGGCUGAAAUCCUUGCAAUGAACAACAGACAUCAGAAAGUCGUCACUUGUCUCGAUGAGAAAAUCGCAGAAGCUGAAAAGCAAUGUGAUCAACUCAGUGCUGAUAAGAAAACUUUGCAAGCAGCUCUUGCGAACGAUUGUGAUCAUCGGAAUCAGAUGUUGACCAAGGAAAUCUCAUCACUUCAAACAGCUCUGGAAAUGAAAUCAGCAGAGAUGAAAGAGUUGAGACAAAAGAAUCAGAAUUUAUCUCUCCAAGUCGACGAAAUCCCACUGAAAGAACUAGAAAUCAGCAAGUGGAAGCAUAAGUCAAAUGAGUACAAACAGAUGUUGGAUCAGAAGAUUAAUGGAGAAAAAAUCCUUGUACAACAAAUCGAAGAACUCCGCCGAAAACAAAUUCACGACGAAGAAGAAAAGGAGGCAAUGAAGAGAAGUUUUGAUUUGAUGCAAUUCAAAUAUGAGAAUGGGGAUGAUCCGAAUGUAACAAGUGUUAUGUCAGCUCCGAUGGAGAGUCGGUUCAGCACGCCAACAAAAGUUCAAUUCCGAUCAAGAUCUUCUGCAUCUGGAAGUCGUCCAAUUUCAAUGGCUACCAGCAACGGGGAUCAACGAUUAUCAACAUCUUCCCACCACGACGAUAGCAUGAAUCGGUCUACAAUUUCCAUGUAUACUAGUCACAUAAGACUGCCUGAAAACCAUGCCGAUGACGUUAUAUAUGCUCCAGAUGAAAUAAUCUCAAGUAGGAGUGGAUCGAUCUCUCAAAGACUUGCGAUUGCAAUAGAAGAUGAUGGAGAACCGAUACUGAAGAAUGAGUCUAGAAAUGCAUCGGAUUCUGGAAUUGGUCUAGUCAUGUGA